This is a messenger RNA of Anopheles nili, 654 nucleotides long. RefSeq names its product probable small nuclear ribonucleoprotein Sm D1 (gene SmD1). The record is from RefSeq and is a predicted model, not a curated record. Gene Ontology annotation, molecular function: RNA binding. NCBI's taxonomy places the organism in Eukaryota, Metazoa, Arthropoda, Insecta, Diptera, Culicidae. Gene Ontology annotation, biological process: spliceosomal snRNP assembly; RNA processing. Gene Ontology annotation, cellular component: SMN-Sm protein complex; U5 snRNP; commitment complex. The transcript is spliced from 2 exons. Bases 24 to 404 code for a protein of 126 amino acids.
CAAGCCGACUAGUGCAUUUCAAUAUGAAGCUGGUCAGAUUUUUGAUGAAACUCAGUCACGAAACAGUGACCAUUGAGCUCAAGAAUGGAACACAAGUUCACGGCACCAUAACAGGGGUAGAUGUUGCGAUGAACACACAUUUAAAGGCAGUGAAGAUGACGAUCAAAAAUCGUGACCCAGUGACACUGGAUUCGCUCAGCAUCCGCGGCAAUAACAUUCGUUACUACAUUCUGCCAGACAGUUUACCACUGGAAACGCUGCUGAUCGAUGAUGCUCCAAAGACGAGAGCAAAGAAACGUGAAGCUAAUCGCGGAGGACCCCGUGGUCGGGGAAGGGGAACGCGCGGUGGUCGAGGCGGCCCUCGGGGUGGUCGUGGUGGUGGUCGAGGACGUGGAAGACGCUAGAUGUGAUCACUGGUUGGAUCAAAACCACCGCACGCAUUAGCCAUAAGAGAUGAGAUCGAAAACAUUUACGUUAGGAAUAACUUUCAUUUGUGUGGAUAUUACAAACACAAAAGGAAUACAGUUGUAACACGAAUAAGGAUUACUUCUCAUCAGCCGGAAUGUGUAGUUUACUAUGCUAUUUUCAGUUAGUCACACUCCGUUUACUAAAACGUACAGACCGUAAACAAGAAAGCAAAUAAAAAAUAAACAU